Mesocricetus auratus (golden hamster) is the source of this 1063-nucleotide messenger RNA. Its product is annotated as olfactory receptor 4D10-like. Bases 36 to 977 code for a protein of 313 amino acids. NCBI's taxonomy places the organism in Eukaryota, Metazoa, Chordata, Mammalia, Rodentia, Cricetidae. Gene Ontology annotation, cellular component: membrane. The transcript has a single exon. The record is from RefSeq and is a predicted model, not a curated record. Gene Ontology annotation, molecular function: G protein-coupled receptor activity; olfactory receptor activity. Gene Ontology annotation, biological process: G protein-coupled receptor signaling pathway.
CUUGAAACUAACCAGCCCAGAAAGGCAGUAAUUUAAUGGAAAUGGAAAACUACACCAGAGUCAAAGAACUUAUUUUCCUUGGCCUGACACAGAGUCAAGAAUUGAGUGUGUUGCUGUUUCUUUUUCUUCUCCUGGUCUAUGUGACAACUCUACUGGGGAAUCUUCUCAUCAUGGUCACCGUGACCUGUGAGUCUCGCCUUCACACCCCCAUGUAUUUCUUGCUCAGGAAUUUGUCUAUUGCUGACAUCUGCUUUUCCUCCAUCACUGCACCCAAGGUCCUUGUGGACCUUCUCUCACACAGAAAAACCAUCUCUUUCAAUGGCUGUCUCACUCAGAUGUUUUUCUUUCACCUUAUUGGAGGAGUGGAUGUGUUUUCUCUCUCAGUGAUGGCUCUAGAUCGAUAUGUGGCCAUCUCUAAGCCCCUGCACUAUGUGACCAUCAUGAGCAGAGGCCGUUGCAUUGGGUUAAUAGUGGCCUCCUGGGCAGGAGGCUUUGUCCACUCCAUCGUGCAGAUCUCUCUCUUGCUGACACUUCCGUUUUGUGGACCCAAUGUUCUUGACACUUUCUACUGUGAUGUCCCGCAGGUCAUCAAACUUGCAUGCACAGACAUCUUUGUCCUGGAGCUCCUGAUGAUUUCCAAUAAUGGCUUGGUUGCUACUCUGUGGUUUAUGUUGUUGGUGGUGUCAUACACAGUCAUUCUGAUGAUGCUGAGGUCACACACAGGUGAGGGCAAGAGGAAAGCCAUCUCCACCUGCACCUCCCACAUCACUGUGGUCACCCUGCACUUUGUGCCCUGUAUCUACGUCUAUGCCAGACCAUUCACUGCCCUCCCCACAGAUAAAGCCAUCUCUGUCACCUUCACAGUCAUCUCCCCUCUGCUCAACCCCUUGAUCUACACUCUGAGGAACCAGGAGAUGAAGUCAGCCAUGAGGAGACUCAGGAAAAGACUUGGGCCUUCUGGUAGAGAAGAGCAAUAGCUCCUCUCCAUAGCCAUUUUUGAAAACAUGUGUGUGUGAAAUAAGAUUUAUUCUUUAUACUGGUCAUUUCCCUUCUCACAGUGGCC